AUGAAUACAAAUCGAAAAAACAAAGAACUCCAAGAAAAAUUCAACAGUGCUUUAAAAAUCUUUGCCGGAAAAAUCGAAGAAAAUAAACAAAAUCAACAUGAAAUUUUAGAAAGUUUUGAAAAGUCCCAAGGCAAAGAAAACCAUGAAUUGGCCAAAAUUUCCCAACAAAUCAAACCUAAAGAAGAAACCAUGGCAAUUAUCCAAAAUGCUGUUGAUUUAGUAGACCAGCAAAUCCAAUCCAGAGACGAAACCAUUAUUAUCCAAAAAGAAGAAAUCAAGACCGGUGAAGAAACUAUUAAAUCGCUCAUUGGAACCCACAAAAAAUAUAUCGACAAAAUCCAUAGGGAAAUUGAUGGUUGGCACGAACAAUUAAAAGAAUGGCAAGCAUCCCAACAACAACACCAAGCCGAAGAAGCCCAAGAAGAAGAGAAGCGAAAGAAAAAAUUUUGA
Messenger RNA from Entrophospora sp. SA101, 450 nucleotides. The record is from the annotation of a GenBank genome assembly. NCBI's taxonomy places the organism in Eukaryota, Fungi, Glomeromycota, Glomeromycetes, Entrophosporales, Entrophosporaceae.